AUGACUAUGUUUAUUAAUCCAGGAUAUAUUUAAAAAAAUAAUGAUUCAAGAUAAUUAUUUUCACUUCUUACUUAAUAUGAACCUUGGGAAUUAUGUCCAGAUUGUUAGAUACAUAAACCUUUAAGAUCAAGACAUUGUGAAUUUUGUUCAAGAUGUGUUAUUGUUUAUGAUCAUCAUUGUCCUUGGUUAAAUAAUUGUGUAAAUAAUUAUAUUUUUAAUUAAGAUAGGAGCUAAAAAUUAUCCAUUUUUUAUUUGUUUUAUUUUAACCGUCUUUAUAAACUUAAUUCAUCUUAUUAUAUUGAAUUCUAUUUUUUUAAAGGAUGAUUAUAAUAAUUAUUUACCAAAUCAUCAUUAUCCAUGGUUUAAUUAUGUUAUUAAUAUAGAAGCAUUAAAUAUUUCAAAAAAAUGUGUUCAAUCAUCUAUUUUAAUAAUAUGUGUCCUGUUUUUAUUUCCUCUAUCAUAUUUAAUCUAUGUUUAGAUGGAUAAUUUAUUUAGAAAUAUUACUACUUUUGAAAAGUAUAGAUAAGAAGAAUAAACUAAUGUUUAAGGCUCAAAAGAUAAAAAGAGUUAAUAAACAAUAAAGUAUAUAUAAUUAUUUAGUUUUUAGUUCUACUUCUUCAAUUAAAUCCACUGCAUCACACAAAUUAUCAUGUUCAAAUUGCAUCGAAAUGUGUUGUAAUAAUUCCAAAAAUACUUCAUAUUAAUAAUGA
This is a messenger RNA of Paramecium sonneborni, 710 nucleotides long. Lineage: Eukaryota; Ciliophora; Oligohymenophorea; Peniculida; Parameciidae. The record is from the annotation of a GenBank genome assembly.